CAUAAACAAUGUUUUCUUCUUCUUUAUUAGACAAAAAAAAAUGCUUUCUUUCAUUCUUUUUUACUGAGCACGAAAGUUGGUUAAGAUUUAUGAGUAGGUCAUAUAUCAAAUCGUUAAUCAUUAGUUUUUGGAAGAUCAUUGUGGUCAUAUCGAACAACAGAAAUGCUUUUCUGUUUUUAUUUCUCUUGGAAGGUCCAAAUCAAGAGAAUGAUCUAUCAGGCUCUCACGAAAAGCAACAUAUAUUUAUGAUAAAUAUAUAUCCACAUGAUUUUUUGGUCUUAUUUUAUUUUGGGAAGGCCGGCUUUACGUCACCAGCUCAAUCUGGGAUGAUGGCAGGACUAAACCUUUCUUUGGCUGAGUUCUCUUUCUUUGGAUCCAUAUUAACAAUUGGUGGACUUGUGGGAGCCGCGUUGUCCGGAAAACUCGCUGAUCUCCUUGGUCGGAGAGGCGCUUUAUGGGUUUCAAACUCGUUUUGCAUGACCGGCUGGCUUAUGAUCGCCUACUCUCAGGCGGCUUGGUCCCUUGACAUCGGAAGACUUUUUCUCGGCGUUGCAGCUGGUUUAUCUUGUUAUGUGGUACCAGUCUACAUUGUAGAAAUCUCACCCAAACAAAUCAGAGGCGCGUUUACUGCGGUUAAUGCGCUUGUGAUGUCUUCUAGCGUCUCCAUUACAUUCCUCGUUGGAUCAGCCACUUCAUGGAAAACAUUAGCUCUCAUAAGUACGGUUCCUUGUGUUUUAGAAUUCGUUGGUUUAUUCUUUAUACCGGAGUCUCCUAGGUGGCUGUCUAGAAAUGGUCGGGUAAAAGAAUCGGUAGCUGCACUCCAACGUCUGCGAGGAAACAACACUAAUAUCACCAAAGAGGCUGCAGAAAUCAAAAUAUACAUGGAAAAUCUUCAAGAAGAAUUCAAAGAAGAUUGCUUUUUCGAGCUCUUCAAACCACGAUACUCUCGUGUUAUUAGUGUGGGAAUUGGAUUGCUAGUACUGCAACAAGUCGGAGGCCUCAGUGGCUAUACAUUUUACAUGAGCUCGAUAUUUCACAAAUCGGGGUUUCCUAACAACAUAGGAGUAUCAAUAACGAGCGCGGUGCAGUUGGUGACAAGCAUUUUAGGAUUAAUAAUCGUGGAUAAAUAUGGGAGACGGUCCCUUCUAACGGUUGCGACGGUCAUGAUGUGCAUGGGGUCAUUAAUCACAGGACUAUCGUUUUUAUUUCAGAGCUAUGCUUUACUCAACAACUACACCCCAAUUUCAGCACUCAUUGGAGUGUCGGUUUUUUUCGUUUCCAUCACAGUCGGAAUAGGAGGUAUUCCAUGGGUCAUGGUCUCCGAGAUGACACCGAUAAAUGUAAAGGGAUCGGCAGGAACGCUAUGCAAUCUAACGAGCUGGUCCUGCAAUUGGUUCGUCUCCUACACAUUCAACUUUCUCUUCCAAUGGAGUACUUCUGGUGUGUUUUUCAUAUAUUCAAUAAUCUCUGGUUUGGGCAUUCUAUUUGUGCUGAAAAUGGUACCAGAGACUCGAGGUCGUUCACUCGAAGAAAUCCAAGCUGAUAUUACCCGAUAAUUUAAUUUGUACGUAGUAAUAUUUCUUUUUAUUUGGUAUCCAGUUCAUAUAGCAUAAAUGGUCUCACUUAUCAGUCAAUUCAAUCCUCGUCUGGCCAUAAUUAAAUAUGCAUAAUUUGCACAUAUACCACCAAACAAUUGGUUGGUUCUUUUUUUUUUUGUAAGGUCGAUUGAUCCAGUUUAUGUAUGGUUCUUUUUUUUUUAAGGUUGAUUGGUGCAUU
Molecule: messenger RNA, 1776 nt
Organism: Brassica oleracea var. oleracea
Lineage: Eukaryota; Viridiplantae; Streptophyta; Magnoliopsida; Brassicales; Brassicaceae
Product: putative sugar transporter ERD6-like 13
Exons: 16
Coding region: 9-1556 (515 amino acids)
Biological process (GO): carbohydrate transport; transmembrane transport
Cellular component (GO): membrane
Molecular function (GO): sugar transmembrane transporter activity
Source: RefSeq, a predicted model, not a curated record